Molecule: messenger RNA, 207 nt
Organism: Paracoccidioides lutzii Pb01
Exons: 1
Coding region: 1-207 (68 amino acids)
Source: RefSeq, a predicted model, not a curated record
AUGUACCUGGGCCUGUGGUCAUACGACAUGGAGCCGGAUCCCUGUCCUACAGCACAAGAGAAGAACUCUGUUCAAUUGUGCCCUGGGUUGGAAAAUGUCCAUACAGCAUCGUCCCGGAAUCUGAUGGUAAAUGCCGCGAUUUCCGAGAUACAAAGAGCCAGGUUCCGGAGCGUGAUGGUUAUGGCGAUGGUGGGGCAAGCGGACUAA